Molecule: messenger RNA, 2913 nt
Organism: Marmota flaviventris (yellow-bellied marmot)
Lineage: Eukaryota; Metazoa; Chordata; Mammalia; Rodentia; Sciuridae
Gene: Map3k21
Product: mitogen-activated protein kinase kinase kinase 21
Biological process (GO): protein phosphorylation
Molecular function (GO): JUN kinase kinase kinase activity; protein binding; ATP binding
Source: RefSeq, a predicted model, not a curated record
AUGGCCCUUACGGGCGCCCAGGGGGCGACCCUUAUGCCGGGAUCCCCGGCCCAGGUCGCCCCCGCUAGCGCCGCGUCCUCGUCGUCCGCCUCCUCGGGCGAUGCGUGCCCCGCGGGCACCGGGCUGUGGGCCGCGCUCUACGAUUACGAGGCGCGCGGCGAGGACGAGCUGAACCUGCGGCGCGGCCAGCUGGUGGAGGUGCUGUCGCAGGACGCCGCCGUGUCGGGCGACGAGGGCUGGUGGGCCGGCCAGGUGCAGCGGCGCCUGGGGAUCUUCCCCGCCAACUACGUGGCGCCGUGCCGCCCGGCCGCCCGCCCCGCGCCGCCCCCAGCGCAGCCACCGAGACCCGGCUCGCCCGUGCACGUCGACUUCGAGCGGCUGGAACUCAAGGAGCUCAUCGGCGCCGGCGGCUUCGGGCAGGUGUACCGCGCCACCUGGCAGGGCCAGGAAGUGGCGGUGAAGGCGGCGCGCCGCGAUCCGGAGCAAGACGCGGCGGCGGCGGCGGAGAGCGUGCGGCGCGAGGCGCGGCUUUUCGCCAUGCUACGGCACCCCAACAUCAUCGAGCUGCGCGGCGUGUGCCUGCGGCAGCCGCACCUCUGCCUGGUGCUCGAGUUCGCGCGCGGCGGGGCGCUCAACCGCGCGCUGGCCGCCGCCGCCGCCGCCGCGCCCGAUCCACGCGCGCCGGGUCCGCGUCGAGCGCGGCGCAUCCCCCCGCACGUGUUGGUCAACUGGGCUGUGCAGAUCGCGCGCGGCAUGCUCUACCUGCACGAGGAAGCCUUCGUGCCCAUCCUGCACCGGGACCUCAAGUCCAGCAACAUCUUGCUGCUGGAGAAGAUCGAGCAGGACGACGUCUACAACAAGACGCUGAAGAUCACGGACUUCGGGCUGGCCCGCGAGUGGCACAGGACCACCAGGAUGAGUGCGGCUGGCACCUACGCCUGGAUGGCCCCUGAGGUCAUCAGGUCCUCCCUGUUCUCCAAGGGCAGUGAUGUCUGGAGCUAUGGCGUGCUGCUAUGGGAGCUGCUCACGGGAGAGGUGCCCUACCGUGGCAUCGACGGUCUUGCUGUGGCCUAUGGUGUGGCUGUCAACAAGCUCACUCUGCCCAUCCCGUCCACCUGUCCCGAGCCGUUUGCCAAGCUCAUGAAAGAGUGCUGGGAGCAAGACCCUCACAUCCGCCCGUCCUUCGCCUUGAUUCUCCAGCAGCUGACCGCUCUAGAAGAGGCCGUGCUGACCGAAAUGCCCCAGGAUUCUUUUCAUUCCAUGCAGGAUGACUGGAAACUGGAAAUUCAGCACAUGUUUGAUGAGCUGAGAACCAAGGAAAAGGAGCUGCGGUCCCGGGAGGAGGAGCUGGUGCGGGCUACUCUGCAGCAGAAGUCUCAGGAAGCUCUGCUCCGGCGCCGGGAGCAGCAGCUGGCAGCGCGUGAGAUCGACGUGCUGGAGCGAGAGCUGAACCUCUUGAUCUUCCAGCUGAACCAGGAGAAGCCGCAGGUGAAGAGGAGGAAGGGCAAAUUCAGGAGGAGCCGCUUGAAGCUCAAAGAUGGACAUCUCAUCAGUCUCCCCUCAGAUUUCCAGCACAAGAUAACCGUGCAGGCCUCACCCAGCCUGGACAAGCGCAGGAGUCCGGACAGCAGGAGCCGCAGCCCGCCCAGCAGCCCCGCCAUGCUGCCCCGGCUGCGGGCCAUCCAGCUGACUUCAGAGGAGAGCAAUAAAACGUGGGGGAGGAACGCAGCCUUUCAGCAAGGAGAAUUUGGAGAUAUUGGAAGGAAUUUCAAGAGAAAGGGUUGUACGUGGGGACCAAACUCAGUUCAAAUGCAAGAAAGAGCCGAUAUCAGAGAGAGGAUCAGGCCUCUCUCGGAUGGAAACAGCCCUUGGUCGUUUCACUUAAUAAAAAGUCAGAAAUCCACGCCGUUGGCUUCGUUAUUUGUGGACCAGCCAGGGUCCUGUGAGGAGCCAGCCCCUUCCCCUGGCGGGUCCGAACGCAGAAGACCAAAGCCAGUGAAGGUGCCCGGACAGGCCUGCGUUGACCUGCCUCUUUGGAAAGAUGGUCAGAAAGAGAAGCUGGCGGAGGCUGAGAGCCAAGAGGAGGGGCCCCCGGCCAGCCCUGCCACGGGCUCCUCUCGGGUGAUGCCUGUGGCCAGCCUGCAGGGACCACCCCAGAGAAGGAAAACAGACACGGCCUUGUACAGGUGCACGGCGUUGCUGGCCUCGGUGGCUUUGGGGCUGGAUGUCAGGGACCUUGGCAGAGCGCAGGCUGCUGAAGAACCGCUGCCCAGGGAGGAGAAGAAGAAGCGAGAGGGGCCCCUGCAGUGGGCCACCAGGUCCCGCACGAGUGCCAGCCCACCCCCGAGGCUGCCGAGCCCCUCCGCCUCGCUGCCAGGCGCUCCCGGCCCUCCCUCCACACCCUCUCUGGCCACCAGGUGCUGGCUACAGACAGACGGCCGUGAGCCACCCAAGGGCAGCACGCGUGUCCCUGGGGACCCCGAGGUGCCUGCUCUGGAUUUCUGUCCCUCCACUCUGGGCUGCAGCUGUGCUCCUGGGGCCUCUGAACUGCCACCUCCGGCCUCCCCUGGCCCUGCUUGCGACUCACAAAGCGAGGUCCCUCCUGAGCAGCAGCCAGCUGUCAUGGUCAUGCCUUGGCCGCCCCCUGCUUCCUCAAGAAGCCCAUCCAGUGUGCCACAGGCUGUCCCACCGAGGGCAGGGUCCCUUCCUGCGUGGGUGGUUGAUGGUGGCCACACAGGACCAGGCCCCACCUGCCGCCUUGGUGCCCAGGACAAAACUAGGUUCCAGGCACCGUCCUUGCUGGACGCCGGUGUGGAAGGGCCAACCAGGGAGGGCAUAGUGCCCCUGUGCGGUUUGCAGAGUGCGGCUCGCCCAUCGGCCGUCUGUGCCCUGGAGAGGAAGUUUCUGACCUAG